AUGAUUCUGGCAACAUUAAAGGGCGUUGGGAAGCAGCUCCUGCGGGUGAAGGUGGUGGACUGUAACACAGAGGAUUCCCGCCUGUCUCGAUGCCUCAACACGUUUGAUCUGGUUGCCCUUGGCGUCGGCAGUACGCUCGGUGCUGGAGUCUACGUCCUCGCUGGCGCCGUGGCCCGGGAAAACUCUGGACCUGCCAUCGUCCUCUCGUUCCUCAUCGCGGCCCUCGCCUCCGUCCUGGCCGGUCUGUGCUACGCCGAGUUUGGAGCCCGUGUCCCCAAAACUGGUUCGGCUUACCUCUACAGCUACGUGACGGUUGGAGAACUUUGGGCUUUUAUCACAGGCUGGAACCUCAUCCUCUCUUAUGUCAUUGGAACUUCAAGUGUGGCCAGGGCGUGGAGUGCAACCUUUGAUGAGUUGAUUGGCAAGCACAUCGAGGUCUUUUGCCGAAAUCACAUGACUAUGAAAGCUCCAGGCUACUUGGCUGAGUAUCCGGACAUAUUUGCGGUCUUAAUCAUAAUCAUUCUGACAGGACUGCUUGCAUUUGGAGUAAAGGAGUCAGCCAUGGUUAAUAAGGUGUUCACCUGCGUCAAUGUACUGGUGCUGCUGUUUGUCGUCAUCUCGGGCUUGGUCAAAGGAAACCUAAAGAACUGGAACUUGAACCCUGACGAAAUCCUCAAUGCCACCCGCAACUCUAGCUCCAAUUCAACUGAUUUCAUACCAUCAAAAGAAAAUCUUGGUAAAGGCGGCUUCAUGCCUUUUGGUAUAAGUGGAGUCCUCUCUGGUGCCGCCACCUGCUUUUAUGCCUUUGUAGGGUUUGAUUGCAUCGCCACGACAGGAGAGGAAGUGAAAAAUCCUCAGAGGGCCAUUCCUAUCGGGAUUGUGGCAUCACUCCUAAUUUGUUUUGUGGCAUACUUCGGUGUGUCCGGAGCCCUCACUAUGAUGAUGCCGUACUACCUGCUGGAUAAGAAUAGCCCCCUGCCAGUGGCCUUUACGUAUGUGGGCUGGGAGGGAGCCAAUUAUGCAGUUGCCAUUGGCUCUUUAUGUGCCCUGUCAACCAGUUUACUAGGCUCCAUGUUCCCAAUGCCCAGAGUGAUCUGGGCCAUGGCAGAAGAUGGCCUGCUCUUCAAAUGUUUGGCCUCAAUCAGCCCGCGAACCAAAACCCCCCUAACAGCUACUGUAACAUCAGGUGUUGUGGCAGCUGUGAUGGCUUUCCUGUUCGACUUGAAGGACCUGGUUGACCUCAUGUCCAUUGGCACUUUGCUGGCCUACACUCUGGUGGCUGCCUGUGUGUUGGUCCUCAGGUACCAGCCUGAACAGCCCAGUAACGCCUAUGAGAUGGCCAACACUCAGGAUGACCCUGAUAUGUCUGAGUCUUAUAACGAGGGGAGCAUUGACGUACUGGCACAAGCAGAGGAUCGCCUCACCAUCAGGAAUGUGCUCUACCCUUCGAACACAGAGCCGUCCAACACGUCAGGGUUCGCCGUCAACAUCUGCACCAGCGUACUAGGUAUUCUGGUCUUUGUUUUCAGCAUUGUUGCUGUUCAUGGAGGGCUGGCUGCCUGGUCAGUGUCUGUGCUCUGCAUCAUAGUGUUGGUCUGUAUCAUCGUCACCGUCGUGGUGUGGAGACAGCCGCAGAGCAAGACCAAGCUUGCCUUUAAGGUUCCCCUGCUGCCCAUUCUCCCAGUCAUGAGUAUGUUCAUCAACGUGUAUCUGAUGAUGCAGCUCGGCAGAGGAACCUGGAUGCGCUUUGCCAUCUGGAUGGUCUUAGGUUUCUUUAUCUACUUCGGCUAUGGUAUUCGCAACAGUGUAGAGGCAUCAAUGGCCAGGUCUGACGCCUACGCUCCAGCGUGCUCAAUAAAGGGAGCCCCCAUGGCCCCGGAGAAGGAAGCCUUUCUACACGAAAUACCAAACGACAUGGGAGACGACGAUGAAGAUUCAUGAGGAGACAGGAGGUUCACUAAGCCACCAUAUUUCUGUUCUGUUGAACUCUCUAAAAUAGCUGCAUUGGAAAUGCACGGAGACUUUUAUGCCUCCCUCCAGUCAGAGAGUUGAGUUGUUUCCUUGUUUCUGCCAACAUUUUUGAGUAAAGUAAAAGUAAAAGGGCUAGUUGGAAAUAAAGAUUAAAUAUAACUCCAUUCAUCUAAAAGAACAAUAUUUAAGUUUAGAGGAAAUGAUAUUUUUAUAUAUUUUGCACAAUUAAAUGUGUUAAAAAGCAGAGAACAAGUAGAUUUUUAAUGCACCUAUUGUACAUAGAUCUAUUUUUAACCCUAAUUGUGGUUCCUUAAUCCACAGUCAAUCAGAAAAAAAGCCCCUUAUUAUGUUUUACUUCUGUAAAAGCAUACUUGAACUUGACUUUUGACUUUUUUUUUCAUUUAUUUGACGGAUAUCUUUGCAAAUGUUUGGCCCUUGUCAUGCUGCAUUAAAAUACACAGUGCCUCUGUACCAGAGAAAAUUAGUUUUAUAUCCACAAUCCCUUAUUCCACACCUUUUUUAAAUUAAUUGCAUUUAUUUAGAUACAACCUUUUCAAACUCAGCUGAGAAUGUUACUGUAUCUUCAGUGCCUUUUUGUGUUGUUAGUUUCCCUCAAAGGUACACAUUUGUAUGCGUUGUUCUUGAGUAUAACAAGUACAACUCUGUUACUGGGAUGAACCAUGUAGAAAAAUGUGAGAAAUAAUGUGUAAUGGGGCUGUGAAUAUCCUGGUAUAAUACUUUGUGAUCAAUAUACCUCCAUGUCAGAUAGAUGGUUUCGUCAUGGCAGACUUUUACCAGAAAACAAAUACACCAGUGUGUGCUCCAUCAGGGAACUUUUUUAAUCAGCCAAAGAAAGAAAAGCUGCUAACGUCGUGAAGUGAUCUGUUAGAUACUUCAGGCGAUGUAUUUUAAGUGCCUAUUUCCCAAAUGAAUUUUAAACUAUUAAGGAGGUAUGAUAUUGCUCUUGUACCAGUUAGUGUGAAUUGCAUAAUGUUUGUAUAUAAUGUACUCUUUUUAAAAGCGUAUAUUUAUAAUAUAUAAGAGAAAUGUCACCUUAGUUUUCUAUUUUUAGUUAACAUACAUCAGAAUGGGAUGGAGUUUCCCAUAAUGAUCAGAAACACCAUACGUUACAGUGCUCCUCCAUCAGUUGUUAACCCACAGUGUCUCUCACAGUCGGACAUUAUUUAUUGAUUAUGGAGAGUAAAGCUGAUUGUAAGUGUGUGCAGAUUCCCACGGCAGCUAAAAUUGGAAAACAAAGCUUUAAAGUAUGUUUACUAAGGACUGAAAAUGCAACAAGGUGAACAGUAUUCUUAUUGAGUCCUUUUUUUAAAGUGAAAACUAUGAUUUGUUUUGCUAUUUAUGUUCCCUUGAGAGAAACUAAUGAUUUAACCAUGAGCCAAAUUCUGUUACAUUUAUUUGGAUAAUGAGUUAAAACAAUAUUGCAAUUAAUCUAUUUUGCAAUUUUUCAUCAAUGACAUUGAAAUAGUACUAAAUAGCUUUGUAAAUAAUUACUAUUAUGUCUCACGUUGAUUUUAAGAUAUUGAAGCAGCAUUGACGGAUACGAUUAUGAUGCAGAAAGUUACUGUUUUCCAUCCACAACUAGCCUUAUUUGAUACUGGGAGAUUUUGAAUUAGUGGGAUAUUAUCAAGUAUACAGUUUUUUAUUACAUUCAUAACAGUUAAUGUCUGUUUUUGUAAAUACUGUUUUGAUUUUGCUUAAAGUUACUGCCAAUGUUACAUGUUUUUCCUUGAACCUCUACAAUCUAUCGUUGAAAGCAUUGUGUAAAGUAAAAUGGUGACAAACUGUGCCAACAGCUGUUGACUAUAAAUAGAUUGAACAUGUUCGAUUGAAAGCACAAAUUGAGUCAAUAGGUUAUACCAUCAGCCUUAGUUUGUAAUGGAUGUAAACUUUUGCAUGUUGCACUGUUUCAAAACUGUUGUGAAGCUUGAAAAUCAAAAGGUAUAAAUGUGUUUACAGUGUAUCAGAGUGGUGAAGUCAGCUGUUCAGCAUGUGUUGUCUUUAAUUGGUUGGGGUUUAUAUAGUUGCUGCUGUAAAUAAAUACUGCUCGAGGUUAGAGCCACAGAC
Molecule: messenger RNA, 4056 nt
Organism: Gymnodraco acuticeps
Lineage: Eukaryota; Metazoa; Chordata; Actinopteri; Perciformes; Bathydraconidae
Product: high affinity cationic amino acid transporter 1-like
Exons: 11
Coding region: 1-1941 (646 amino acids)
Biological process (GO): amino acid transport; transmembrane transport
Cellular component (GO): plasma membrane
Molecular function (GO): amino acid transmembrane transporter activity
Source: RefSeq, a predicted model, not a curated record